AUGAUGCUUCGCUCUUUCUUGUCGGUCAGAAAGCCUGUCCAACAACAACCUAUGCUAAAAACCGCAGUCAGAAUGAUCAGAACUUUCAAACAGGAAGAACAACCUAGACUGAGAAUCAACUCUGCUGCGCCCAAUUUCACUGCUGCAUCGACCCAGGGCCAAUUGAACCUGUACGAUUACUUAGGAGACUCGUGGGGUGUUUUGUUUUCGCACCCUGCCGAUUUCACACCGGUGUGCACCACUGAACUAGGAGCUUUUGCCAAGUUGAAGCCCGAGUUUGACAAGCGUAAUGUCAAGCUCAUCGGUCUGUCUGCGGAAGAGGUCGACAAGCACCAGUCGUGGAUCAAAGACAUCGAAGAAAUCAGCACUCUAGACAAGUUUUCGUUCCCCAUCAUCGGCGACUCCAGCCGCGAGGUCUCCUUUCUGUACGAUAUGGUUGACGAGGAGGGCUUCAAGAACCUCAGCAAGGGCAUUGUAGCCACCAUCAGAAGCGUGUACGUGAUUGACCCUGCCAAGAAGGUGCGUUUGAUCAUCACAUACCCAGCUUCUGUGGGCAGAAACUCGAGUGAGGUGCUCAGAGUCAUCGACGCGCUACAGAAGGGCGACUCCAAAGGUGUCGUGACCCCCAUCAACUGGCAACCGGGCGAAGAUGUCAUUAUUCCCCCCACCGUGUCUGACGCAGACGCCAAGUCAAAAUUCGGUGAGUUCAAGACUGUUAAGCCAUACUUGCGUUACACCAAGGCUUAA
Molecule: messenger RNA, 747 nt
Organism: Lachancea meyersii CBS 8951
Lineage: Eukaryota; Fungi; Ascomycota; Saccharomycetes; Saccharomycetales; Saccharomycetaceae
Source: the annotation of a GenBank genome assembly